UAUGCUCAGUACGCAGUACGGUUGUCCUUGUUGUUGACUCGAUGAACUUGGGAUAAGCUGGUCCAGGUCACUGUUAAGGGUGCUGAACAUGACUUGCGAACGUCUGCCCCAUCCGCAUUAUUUGGAAGGGGCUCGGGUGGACCUCCUCAAGCACAUUCACGAAUGGCUAGACAACUGCGAAGAAGGCCGAAUCACCUGGUUGCAUAGCACGACGGGCGUCGGAGAGUCUGUUGUUGCGGUCACUGUAGCUGAAAGGAUGAGUCGUCUGAAAAUGACAAAUCGGUUAGCGGGAACAUUCUUUUUCUCUCGAGCUGGCACACAACUGCGAGUCGUCUCUUUGCGACUGCUGUGCUUUAUAAAUGCAUAGAUUCCCUACUAGAAUCCCUCAGUCAGUCCACAACCGAGCCUGGGCUCCUGGUUGAAACCGA
This is a messenger RNA of Suillus subaureus, 428 nucleotides long. RefSeq lists its product as uncharacterized. Lineage: Eukaryota; Fungi; Basidiomycota; Agaricomycetes; Boletales; Suillaceae. Bases 89 to 367 code for a protein of 92 amino acids. The transcript has 2 exons. The record is from RefSeq and is a predicted model, not a curated record.